This is a messenger RNA of Helobdella robusta, 972 nucleotides long. RefSeq lists its product as hypothetical. Lineage: Eukaryota; Metazoa; Annelida; Clitellata; Rhynchobdellida; Glossiphoniidae. Bases 1 to 972 code for a protein of 323 amino acids. The record is from RefSeq and is a predicted model, not a curated record. The transcript has 2 exons.
AUGGAUUCUGCUUCGAAAGAUAAAUUGAAUUUUGAGAGAUUAUUAUUGUUCCACAAAUUUCACGCCUUGAUAAAUUUGCCAACGCGAGUUACAACCUCAUCUGCAUCAGUUUUGGAUAAUAUUCUAACUAAUCAAAAUGGUUUUCAUCAGGCUGGAGUUGUAAUUGCAGAUUUGUCUGACCAUUAUCCCGUUUUUUGUUUAACGAACAAUAUGGAAGUUCAAAAAGUUAAUUCAAGUUCGAAUCGAAAUAAUGUACCCAAAUUGAACGUAAAUAAAAUAAAGACAAUCCUAAACAACACCAACUGGGAUUUCAUUUUGAAUGAUGGUGAUGUGAAUCGUUGUGUGCAAAAAUUUCUUGAUUAUUUUCGAAGGACGGUGGAUGAUUGUUGUAAGUUUUUGCCACCUGUGAGUUCUAAAUUUAAAAAAAGCUGGAUGAAUGCGGAUCUUCUGAAGCUCUGCAAAGAAAAAAAUAAGCAGUAUUUAAAACUCAUUAAAGAUCCAUCUCCGAAUAAUUUAUUUGUGUAUAAAUGCCUUAGAAAUAGUUUUACAAAAGCUAAACGUAAUGCAGAAAAACAAUUUUACGACAAACUUUUUAAAUUAAAUAAUAAUAAUAUAAAGGCAAAAUGGCGCUUGAUAAAUGAAGUGAUGAAUGUUAAAAAGCAGACCACUCGAAUUGACCAUUUGAAGUUAAAUGAUUGCACAAUCUCCGAUAAAAAAGAGAUUUGUAACACACUCAACCGAAAUUUUAUUGAUACGAUAAAUUCACUCCAAGGCGGAUUUAACCAGAAUUUGCAGCAUGAAAUGUUUUCAGAUCAGAAUAUCAACACAUUCUACUUAGAUGAAAUCAAUACUGCUGAGUUGUUCAGCAUUGUCAAUUCCUUCAAACCUAACAAAUCCACGUCUGAUGAUGUGAUCACGGUGGCCUUCACAAGAUUAUUUUAUCUUAUGUGGUCUCCGGAAUCAGCUGUCUGA